Molecule: messenger RNA, 1392 nt
Organism: Parnassius apollo (apollo)
Lineage: Eukaryota; Metazoa; Arthropoda; Insecta; Lepidoptera; Papilionidae
Source: the annotation of a GenBank genome assembly
AUGCCAACAUUAUUUGCACUCACUGGCAGAUAUGUAAAAAAAUAUGCGCCUUGGGAAGAGCAAAACCUGGCAGACCGAGUUCGGUAUAUCUUGCGCUCAAAUAUAUUUGAUGUUGCCGAACUCGAACGGCUACGACUUGAGGCUGUUCCCUCGUCGGAUGAGAAUGCUACGGCUGAGGAUGCGGCGCCACAAAUGGUAGAGCAACCCGCAAACGUGGAUGCCGCCGUGAAUACCCCAGUUGUGGUUGAUUCAAACGAUGAUGGAACAGUCGCCCAGGAACUGGAAUUAGAGCAUAUGAGGAGUACAUUGGAAGAGGCGAUUGUGGAAACGCGCAGUACGCCUCUCGAAAAUCGACCGCGACUUCCCCGUAUAGCCCUAAGCAAGCGGAAUCGGGCUGUCGUGAGGGCUCUGAACCCAAUGCUGGUGACCUAUUUGGAAGCCAGCCGGGACCUUUGCGAGACGGACUCAAUUCUUUUUGGCGCCGCGCUAGCAGUCUGCCGUAUCAUAGGCGCCAAGGUUUCCACGGCUGGACGCGCUACUGGCCAUAGUAGCGCUAUCCCAGCAUGGAGAAGAAGAAUUGAGGAACGUAUCGCAAAGGCUAGAGCUCUCAUCGGCAGACUGAUAUGCUUCAGAUCAGGCAACAACAGGCCAAGAAUUGUGCGCACCGUCAGGAUGGCGUUUGCUGGGACAAAUGUCAGUUUGUCCCAGCCGGAUAUAACGCAAAAACUGACGGAGAGCAUAGAUGAUCUGAAGCAGAGAAUCGCUGCUUGGGGAAAACGGAUUCGGCGAUAUACCGAGAGGUCGACACGGUUCAACCAGAAUCGUCUCUUCCAGAGUGAUCAGAAGAGGCUCUAUGAAUCAGUGGAGCGACCAAUGGUAAGUGGAACGGGUCCAGCACCGAAUCAGGCCGACACUGUAGCAUUCUGGCGCGGCCUGUGGUCAGAGCCCGUAAACCACAGCGAGGGCCCUUGGACGGAAGUUGUGGCGAGUCAGUGUGCGGGUAUUACGCCCAUGGACCCCGUCAUCAUAACGCCGGAUGACGUAGCUGAGGCGGUCCGUAGGGCCCCGAACUGGAAAAGUCCGGGGCUUGACGGGCUGCAUCACUACUGGCUGAAGGGGUUCAUGACACGUGAUGGGGCGGUAUUUGCUCGGGUCUGUGGUACCCUGGUCUUUAGGAACCAAAUGAGUGAUCCCAGUAGUGAAGAGGCUUGGAAGCGACUUCUGGUUGAGAGCCUCUUGAAACUGUCGGGCGAGCACAGAGUGACACACCAUGAACCCCUUCAGCCAGUAGUGAUGCAGCCCGUCAAGCCCCGGACUUUUCCAGUUCGGGGCCCUACGGACCGCCUCAGCUACGUCAUCCGGCGUUAUGAUGACGGGGGUCCAUGGGCGUAA